GGAGCAGUCUUUAUGGUGGGGAGAGGGGAAGACCGAGAGAUCGCAGUUCAUACUGGGCCCCAUGAUGUUGACGAUCCAAGAUUUGGAUGGGCCGUAUGGGCAGCGAUGGCAGUUGCCGCUUGGUUGUGAGAUGAUUUGAUGUUGGGUUCGUGCUUUUUAUUUUUUUCAUCACGGUUGAGUAAAAGUUUUGUGAUGCGGCUUGGGAUUUUGUCUUGGAUUUUCCCCAUUUCCCCAUUCGAGCGUGUUUUAGUACCGUUUCGUUUCAGCGAUUUUUUUCUUCUUUUGCCGGUCACGAGGUCAUGAUAUAUGUAUACCCUCUUCAUUUCCGUUGCCUGGUGUUUUUUUUUAUAUGAUACGAACGAGUUGGCGAUGGCCCGGACCGGUAGUUCUUUAUUUUGGCAUCUAUUUUUUUUUUCUUUUCUUUCCCUCAAAUCUCAAUUCUCUGGGAUAGCAUUGGUGUACGUUAGGUAAACGGAAAAGCUGAAGUGAACACCGUUAUUCUUGAUCAAAGAAUUUUCUUGUGAUGUCUUUGUGAGCACUUCAUAAUGGGUUUCGUCGUUGAGGGUGUCGCGAGUUUUUUGUGCUAGGCUAGGGACCACCAUGGCGGAUGGGAACUGUGUUUUCGAGGGGGUAUGAAGCUGUAACUUGGCCUUUCGGGAAACUCAGUGCUGUGCGGUAUAAUAUAGCGUGUUGGAGCGGAAAGAGGGUUAGACGCGAAGAUGAAGGUGAACCUGCUCGAAUCCCCACGGUGGAGCUUCCAUCAAAACCAAAACUCGGAACCCGGGGCAAAAAAGGGAGUACAGUAUCCAACAUACCGUAGCGUCGGAGCGUCUCCUACUCUCCUGAAUUUCCUCUCCUCGCUGCUAGACGUCAAUUGAGACUUCCAGAUUUUGACAUUUUCGGUGUGUUUUAACUGAUUCGCUUCCCCGUCCAACACCCUACGGGUAACUUUUGCUCUGUCCAUUCUUGCAUGCCUUCCGAAACAGAGGUUUAGCUGGGUGAGUUCAUAUAUGAUCACUCGAAUGUGCGACAACUCUCGCCGGAUCGUGUUGCAGUUUCCGACCACCGCAUCCGCUGUCCGCUGUGCCUUCUCCAGCGGCCCUUGGGGUCCUUCGGAGAAAAUGGAUAAGGUACGUGUCCAUGGCUCAAUCAAUUGUGUGGCCUCUCACAACAUAUCAUGCUUUGAUCACACCCUCCAGCUAGAGCUUUGGGCACCAUCUGGCACCACCAUCUUUCUGGAGCUGUUCGGUCACCUUCACCUCAACAACUCGCUCUGGGCCGGAUUCAGUGCUGUAAUAAUGGUAACGCUUGGCACUCCAUCAUUUGUAAAUCAUGGUGUGAUGCGAUACCGGAAAAUUUCCAUCCUACCCUACCGUUGUACAAGUACCAGUACUGUACUGCACGGGCCAAAUCGGUCAGGUCAGGUUUUCACCUCAGGGUGAUUUCUGCACUUUCAAUUUCUCCAAGCGAUCGUGCGCACCUGUGUUCGUCCACUUGGCGCUGACACACCUGGCAGUAAGUAUUAGAAGUCUUGUGCCGUGCUCUGCCGGUAACUUAUGUUGUUCCAGAAUUCUGGGAGCGCGGGCAAUGCGUGGAUCGCAACGGUAUCAAUACUACUCGUAGUAGUAUAGAUUUCUGGGGCAUCGGUGGUGUCAUGUAUUAUAAAGCAC
Molecule: messenger RNA, 1670 nt
Organism: Tuber aestivum (summer truffle)
Lineage: Eukaryota; Fungi; Ascomycota; Pezizomycetes; Pezizales; Tuberaceae
Source: the annotation of a GenBank genome assembly